AUGGCAGCACACAAGGCAUUCCCCGGAGACUCAAAAAAGCUCAUCCAGGUCAUCGGAUUGACUUGGAUAUGUUCCGGCAACUUGCUGGCCUCCAUCCCGAUCUCUCUCUCCGUGUUGACGUUCGGCCCAAGAAACAAGUACACAGACCUUGGGAAGGCCAAGUAUUCCAACAUUUCUGGGUACCCCAUCGUGAUAGGAGGCGCCUCCUGGCUCCCCUGGCAGAAGCACCUAUACUUCCUGGUGCUCCUGCCUUACUACUUGCCAUUCUGGCUCAUCCGCCUUCCUCCUUUGCAGUUGUGUGGUGAGUUAUGUGACAAAAAAUAUCCUACCUGGACGUUGGCGGGCAUGGCCUGCACGGCGUUCUUCAUUUUUAUCCAGAUUCGCGUCUUCUUCAGGGUGAUAGCAUGGCUGUGUUGGGGUAUCCUCACUGCGGUCACGCUUGGCUUCUGGGAACAUGCAUCCGGAAAGGCAGGCAAAUUCUGGGAAGGUGGCACCAAGCCGUUCCUCAUGUUCCUCGUCAUCCUCUUCAUGAACAAGCUCGUUGUCAUGCUCGCCCCUCUCAUUGUUGCGGCACCUCAGCUCCUAAAAAGAUUCCUGGCUUCAUGUUCUGCAGACGAUGCCGAUGUCCGAUGCCGAAAGCUGAGCAGUUUCUUUUGGGUCUUCGCGGAGGACAUGGUGGGGAAUCCAGCUGCACAGGAAAUGGGCGAGGAGGAAGUUGAGACUGCUUACAAUGAAUUGAAAAGUGUUCAAAGUCUCGACAGGGAUUUCGAGGGUGUCCAGCCAAGUGCAGGGACAUCGAGCGAAGACGAGCACAACAAGAAGACUUCGUCUUACUUCUUGCAGAUUGUCAUAGCCACGCGGCAGCUGGAUAUGAUGUGCAGCACAGUGAUUCCUGUUCAGCUGACGAUCAUUAUCCUGGUACGAUGGUCUUUGGAAAAUGCAAAGUUCCUUGAUUCCUUCCAGACGACGAUAAUGUCGAGGACGGUUGUGGAUUACUUCCAACACCUGAAAGAGCAAGCCACCCACGUUUCGCAUGUUGAUUGGCAGCAGUUGAUGAAUGAGCUGUGGCUCCUCUUCUGA
Messenger RNA from Symbiodinium pilosum, 1080 nucleotides. The record is from the annotation of a GenBank genome assembly. Lineage: Eukaryota; Dinophyceae; Suessiales; Symbiodiniaceae.